Linum tenue is the source of this 662-nucleotide messenger RNA. Lineage: Eukaryota; Viridiplantae; Streptophyta; Magnoliopsida; Malpighiales; Linaceae. The record is from the annotation of a GenBank genome assembly.
UAUAGCCAUUCUGCAGAUCCCUUACCUAAAACCCAAUUUCCUCCCAUUUCUCCAACAUUUGUAGAGAGGAAUCAUGUGCAUCAUGAGAGAAGAAAGGUCCCCUUCUCAUAUGGAGGUUUCAAAAAGAAGGCAUCAACCCAAGAAACCUAAACUUCAAGUCAUUGGGCUCACCAGAAACAGGAGAAGGAGUGGUGAGGGAUACAAGGACAUGGAGCUGAAGAACGUGAAACUAUAUUUGCAGAAUCGAACCAUCUUCGAAGAGAAUGAGAAGCUGAGGCAGAAAGCUUACCUUCUCCUCGGGGAGAAUCUAGCUCUAACGAGGGAGCUCCAAAACAAGUUUCCUCAUUUGGAUCACUGCUCCACGACUCUUGUACAGAAACAAUAGUUACUGCCAAGAAAAAGGAACUGCCUUUCUACCAAUCCCUUUUCACUAGCUCUAGCCUCUAUGUAUUAUGAAUCAUCAGAAGUAUUAGUUUUGAUGAUUAUACAUAGCAUUCAUGCUUAUGCCUACUCUGCUAGAGAAGUAAUGAAGUGCAUGCAAGUCUUCAGGUUAACUUGUUGUGUUGCUGGUCUAUAAGGAGGCUACACCAACUCAGCAAUCUAAUGUCUCGUAUAUGCUUUGAUAAGUUUUAUCAAAAGAAAGAGGUGAUCUUUCCGUCCUA